Vicia villosa (hairy vetch) is the source of this 2528-nucleotide messenger RNA. Its product is annotated as pollen receptor-like kinase 3. The coding region runs from base 157 to 2337 and encodes 726 amino acids. The transcript has 2 exons. Gene Ontology annotation, biological process: protein phosphorylation. Gene Ontology annotation, molecular function: protein binding; protein kinase activity; ATP binding. NCBI's taxonomy places the organism in Eukaryota, Viridiplantae, Streptophyta, Magnoliopsida, Fabales, Fabaceae. The record is from RefSeq and is a predicted model, not a curated record.
CACACCUCAUGCAUGCAUGCAUGCAAAGGGUCACAAAAAAACUUAACAAAAAAAACAAAAACAAAAAAAUAGCACAAAUUUACCAAUGACCAAAAAAAAACCACAACCACAUUCCAUUGUUACCUUCAUCAUAAUCACCAAAAUUUCAUCAAAAUCAUGGCCAUAGCUCCAACAAUCCUCCAUCCAUCAUUCUUCAUCUUGAUCUUCAAUAUCAUCAUCAAAUUUUCCAUUACAAGUUCCAUGACAGAAGCAGAAGCAUUAUUGAGUCUAAAAAACUCUUUCACCAAUUCUGUUGCUCUUAAUAAUUGGAUUGCCAACACUUUGCCUUGCGCCGAAGACGAACAAUGGGAAGGCGUAAUAUGUUACAACGGGUUAGUAACCGGUCUUCGCCUCGGUGGAAUGGGACUAUUCGGAAAAAUUGAUGUUGAUGCAUUGCUUGAACUCAGAGGUCUAAGAACUAUUAGUCUUAAUGAUAAUUCUUUCGAAGGUUCGAUACCAGAAUUGAAUCGAAUCGGUUACCUAAAAGCGAUAUAUUUGUCGAGAAACAAAUUCUCAGGACAUAUUCCUAAGGAAUAUUUUCUAAGAAUGAAUUCAUUGAAGAAAGUUUAUUUAUCUGAUAAUGAAUUCACAGGUGAGGUUCCUUUAUCAUUGGCCGAGGUUCCUUCACUCGUCGAAUUACAUCUUGAAAAUAAUCAGUUUAGCGGUACCAUUCCGAAUUUGAAUAAUCCUGCAUUGGUGAUAUUUAAUGCUUCAAACAAUAAUUUGGAAGGUGAAGUUCCAGAAAGUUUGUUGAGAUUCAAUGAGAGUUCUUUCUUAGGUAAUGCUGGUUUAUGCGGCGAGAAAUUCGGUACAAUAUGUGGACAAACAACGAUGCAGAAAAAACCAAAACCAAAACCUGUUAAUGCACAAGAUAUUAAUAAUAUUACACAACUCAACAACACUAAUAGCAAUCAUGUUUAUGUGAGUGUGCCAGAUCAGAGUAAGCAUAGAUCAUUGCAGAUUAUUGGUAUUGUUGUGACAUGUGCAGCACUAAUUGCACUGGCUAUAUUUUUGAUUGUGAGAGCAAGAAAAAAGAAAGAGAAGGACAAAUCGAGCGAAAUCGGCGAGAAAAAUGGACAGGAAAGUGUGAAUGAUUGUGGUGGAAGUUUUGAGGUUCAAGUGAGUAGUAAUAGUAUUUGUAGUAAUGAUAUUAGUAAUAGUCAUGUGAAAAGAGAUACAGGUUCGAUGAAAAAAGCAUCAUCUAGUAGUAGAAGGAGUUCAUCACAUGGAAGUAGAGGGAUAGGUGAGCUUGUGAUGAUGAAUGAGGAGAAGGGUGUGUUUGGUAUGCCUGAUUUGAUGAAAGCUUCUGCUGAGGUUCUUGGAAAUGGAGGGUUUGGAUCUUCUUAUAAAGCUGUUAUGUCUAAUGGUGUUGCUGUGGUUGUGAAAAGGACUAGAGAGUUGAAUUCUUUGGGAAAAGAUGGUUUUGAAGCUGAGAUGAAAAUUCUAUCAAGGUUACACCAUUGGAAUCUUUUGACACCUUUGGCUUAUCAUUAUAGAAAAGAUGAGAAGUUGGUUAUCUCUGAGUAUGUUCCUAGAGGAAGUCUACUCUAUUUGCUGCAUGGUGAUAAAGGACCAUCUCAUACAGAACUAGAUUGGAACACACGUUUAAAAAUUGUACAAGGAAUUGCAAAAGGAAUGCAAUAUCUUCAUACAAAACUCUCUUCUUGUGAUCUACCACAUGGAAAUCUCAAAUCAAGCAAUGUUCUACUUGGACCAGAUUAUGAACCAUUACUUAUGGACUAUGGUUUCAUCCAUCUAGUAAACCCUUCAAAUUUUGCAAACACAUUAUUUGCUUAUAGAGCACCAGAAGCCUCACAACACAAUCAAAUUUCGCCUCGUUGUGACGUAUACUGUCUCGGCGUAGUCAUACUCGAAAUAAUCACUGGAAAAUAUCCUUCACAAUAUCUUAGCAAUGGUAAAGGCGGAACCGAUCUAGUACAAUGGGUGGCAUCAGCGGUUUCCGAAGGAAGGGAGUUUGAACUACUUGAUCCUGAAAUCGCGAGUAAAAGAAAUUCGUUAGACGAUAUAAAACAACUUGUUUACAUUGGUGCAGCGUGUACCGAAAGUAAUCCUCAAAAGAGAUUAGAUAUGAUGGAAGCAACUAGAAGAAUAGAAGAGAUUAAAGCAAGUGAGGUUGAUCAUGUUCAAGAAGCAAGAACAAUAGAGGUCUUGCCUUCUUUUGAAGAUGAUGAAUAUGGAGAUUCUUUUCAAGGGUAUGAUGAUAAUGAAGAACCAAGGAGGAAACAUGGAACAGAUACUUUUGGAAGUAAAGAUACUUUUGACUUAGGUGUUUCCUAACUGUUAGGUGAAAUUUCAAACAUGGUUUAUGUUUAGUGGAAAAUUGGUUUUGUGCCACUUUUUGUGACAAUUUGUGUAAGUUGGCAUAUACAUUUUUUCUCUUUAAAGUUUGAAGUUAUAGAUUAGGGACAUGUACAGGUAAGUUUUUAGUGGUAUCUUAGUUAUAGGACAAAGAUUUGUAGAUGUUUCAG